AAGAAGCAAGGCACCCUGGAACUGUUUGGUGACUCACAGUCACGUCCUCCUCCGUACGGGAGUGACUGCCUGUUCAGAGCAGAGCCUAGCUAAUGACAUGGGUGCUCUAUACCUCAAACCUGGCACGCCAACAAACCAACAAACCAACCAAGCUCACUACUCUACAUGCCAGUCAGUCAGUCAGGCCCUGACCAAGGAAGCCUGCAAUCGGUUUUAACGCACUAAACCUUUUCAAACUUUCCACGUGAAGUGCCGGUGAGUUACAAGUCACCGCGACGAUCGAGAUGGACGUGUGAUGUUAUGCCGCGGAAACUCUCAUGAUUUAUUUCUGCGUCGUAUAAUUUGACGCAGAGGAAAGAUGACGAACACAAAAAUGUUCUUUUUCUUGGUAUACAAAGUUUGUAUCAUCCACAACUAGUAAUCAGUUGAACUAUUAGAUUUAUAGCAGAGUUAUCAUCUGGCGUUAAUUGCUUUCGUCAGGAGAUUAUUUCAUUCAAUCGGACAGUAGCCUGGUGAGGAUUAUAUUGUAGAGUUGUAGUUUACCUGAAGUCGGUGCCAUGGAUAUCUUGAAAAGAAUACUUUGCUUGCUUUCCGUGAUUAUUAAACUUGUAAACAUCGUAUCUGUGUCGGCCCAGGAAGUGGCAUACAUGUUAGCUACCGAGGAGGUCAAUGUACAACGAGGUGAUAUAGCAGUUCUUCCAUGUGUUCUUGACCCGACGCAGAAUGCCUUUGUCAUCUGGCGCCGAAUGGACCCACUCGUCGAGCUCAGUCUCGGUGUCAUGUUGGACAGCAACCUCGACCCGGAACUCAAGGAGAGACUGUCCGUUGUCGUGAAUCGUCAAACAGGGGAGUAUAAUCUCCAAAUCGUGGACGUGCGGGUGAGCGAUGAGGGUUCGUAUAAGUGCGAUGUCAUUUUCGGCUUGAUGACAUCGAGAACAGUAAGCAACUCGGUACGACUGAACGUGUACGUACCACCGGAAGAUGGGUUUCCGCUGUGUGACGUCACUCCGGCGAUCCCGUUGCAAAAGGGACGGUUGGUGACGAUGUCAUGUUCGACAAGAGGUGGGCAUCCACCAUCUAAGGUGACGUGGUACCGUGGAAGAAAUCCUGUCACAACUGCAGCUGAGAACGAACAACAGCUCCAAUGGAGACUGACCGAUAGUGACUAUGGGGUUCAGUUUUCCUGUAUCGAGACUCACCCGGCAUUACCCGGCGUCCGGGAAUGCAGCGUUGUCCCGCUUCCUUUCCGGCUUUCCGUCGAUCUCUUUCCCGCCAUUGCUGAGGUUGAGGUUGGUGGUGAGAUGUCGUUUACCUGUCAGGGACGCGGACCAACGGAUGCUCCUCUCGAUUUCAACUGGCGGGUGAAUAACAAGAAUAUCUCAAUCAAAGGCAAUUGGGCCAUUUCCGGAAACAACGGUCAAAUCCUUUCCGUCUCCAAUGUAUCUACCUUUGAUAAUCAAUCGAGCAUUAUAUGCACCGUCACGGCUGGUCCGGGGCAAUCGGUGAAGACAUACGCAGUACUCGUGGUGAAGGAUAUACCUAUCAGGAGAACAUCUACAUCAUCUAGAGGCAAGUCGUCCAGCAAUUUUACGAGUCGUCCAAGACACAAGAAUCGUCAACAAGACGGGUCGAGUCUAAACAUGUCAAACUCGAUCAGUAGAAGACUCGUCGUCAUCAUAUCAUUCGGGGCAGUCAUGUUCGGUGUCCUUGUCGGCGCCACAGUCGCCAUUGUAAGCAUAUACCGUAGUCGUAAGGUAGCCGGAACGCAGUCGAAACCGAAGUCGUUUAAGAGUUCGUUCAAGACCGGGUCGACGAAAAGUUCAAGACAAGUAGGUAGACGGAACCGCGGGUUCAACAACAGAGGAAGUCGCAUCUGGCGAGAUUCUAGGAGAAUCACCUUCAACGACACUCAGAUUACUUUCGCCGAUCCUAUUCUAGAUUACGAUGAACCACCGGCCGAGACGACGUCGACGGACCCUGACGACAGCUACCUCGGCCUCUGUCCCGACAGUCUGUCGUCAUCGAAGUACGAAGAUCUACAUUGUCAUGUCAUGAACUCAUUAAGCUUUGACCGUUUCUACAACGAAGCGCCUUCGGUUCCGGAACUCGAAUACGAGGAUGUAAUAGCGGAUAGGAAUUGGUCGACGAGAAGCUACCCGGUAAAUAGGAAUCAAUGCGAUGAAAAUAUAUACCUCAAUAGGACAUCGGUUCCAUGAAAUUAGAAACAUGUUUGAAAUGAACGAAUGUCGGCCAUUCGAGGCUUUGAGCACAAUGAUGUGCCUGACUGCCAUGUUCUCAGAGUGACCAUGUUUAACAUAAUAAGAGGGACAUGAAAUGUGUGGAAGACUUUUCGAUUGACUUUCCAGUUUUAUGAAGGCUCUGUUGAGAAUAUUGACAUCCAUCAAACUCUCUUGGUAUCAACAUUACAAAUGCCAUAAAGUUUCAUUUGUUUAGAUGUUCAUAAUAUUUGAAAUCAUUUUAUGAUGAUUUCUUUUCUCCUUCUCUC
Messenger RNA from Strongylocentrotus purpuratus (purple sea urchin), 2506 nucleotides. RefSeq names its product titin. The record is from RefSeq and is a predicted model, not a curated record. The transcript has a single exon. Bases 558 to 2216 code for a protein of 552 amino acids. NCBI's taxonomy places the organism in Eukaryota, Metazoa, Echinodermata, Echinoidea, Camarodonta, Strongylocentrotidae.